Messenger RNA from Epinephelus fuscoguttatus (brown-marbled grouper), 2826 nucleotides. Its product is annotated as tissue alpha-L-fucosidase-like. The coding region runs from base 607 to 1977 and encodes 456 amino acids. Gene Ontology annotation, biological process: fucose metabolic process; glycoside catabolic process. NCBI's taxonomy places the organism in Eukaryota, Metazoa, Chordata, Actinopteri, Perciformes, Serranidae. Gene Ontology annotation, cellular component: lysosome. The record is from RefSeq and is a predicted model, not a curated record. Gene Ontology annotation, molecular function: alpha-L-fucosidase activity. The transcript is spliced from 7 exons.
CAAAUUCCAUAUCUCCGUAGUUUAUGAAAAUAUAAAAAUUUUACAUGUUUUCUUUUUCUGAAAGAAAUGUGUGAACAAGUGACAUUGGAAAUACAAGGUGUCCAAAUUUGAACUGCUAUUUUUAGCUUUGAUUUAAAUGUUUUCCCUCUCAGAAUAAGGUGUCCAAACCCACCCUAUCCACGGGCCCAACCGUCCUGCCGAGGCAGAAUUUUGGGGGAAUGCACUCCUUGUAUAUCUAAAAAACUUAAAUUAGAUAACUGUAUCUCUUCAGGGAUCAUAUUAUUUUACCCUACAAUAGUAGCCUCUAAGUAAUGAGAGACCAUUUCAUGUCCACACAAAACUGUCCCAACCGACCCCACUCUCCCCUACACACAGUUGGUAUAGUCCAAGUCAAAGUAUGAUCGAUGUUGUUUACGCAUCCCAUGUAUGAACUGAAGGGCGGUCACACUGUUUGUCCGUCCCAAAGCAGCCUUCAGGUGUGCCUAAUGCAAAUGUUAAAGACAGGUCACCUGGCACGGCUGGGUGUGCGAGCAGGCCUAAUAAGAGCCUUUUAAACGGCAAAGGACUACAGUAGAAAAUUACCCACGAGGGAUCACAUCACUUCAAAUGCGACCUACGUGUGUUAUAUCUUUGAUAUCUGUGUUUCCCCUCCUCAUGUGGGGAUGUGGAUGCACAGCGCGCUACGCAGCAAACUGGACCAGUCUGGAUGCCAGACCUCUGCCCCAGUGGUUCGACCAGGCCAAGAUCGGGAUCUUCGUCCACUGGGGGGUCUUCUCGGUCCCUGGCUUCGGCCAGUAUAGUGAGUGGUUCUGGUACUGGUGGCGGUCUGAAAGGCGCAAAGAAGAAGUGGAGUUCAUGCAGAGAAACUACCCGCCGGGCUUUAGGUACGCGGAUUUUGCGCACGAGUUUCGCGCGGAAUUCUUCGAUCCGGAUAACUGGGCAGAGAUAUUCAAAGCCUCUGGAGCCAGGUAUGUGGUGUUCACAUCCAAACACCACGAAGGAUUCACAAACUGGCCCUCAGCAGGCUCCUGGAACUGGAACUCAAUGGAUGUAGGUCCUCACCGGGACCUGGUGGGAGAACUGGCUGCAGCUGUCAGGAAGAGGUCACUGCGUUUGGGUCUGUACCACUCUCUGUAUGAAUGGUACCAUCCCCUUUUCUUGUUGGACCAAGCUUUGGGGUUCAAGACUCAGAAUUUUGUUUCCCAUAAGACUCUUCCAGAACUAGUGAACCUUGUGAUGGCGUACAAACCGGAUCUGAUCUGGUCUGAUGGGGACUGGGAAGCACCAGAUACCUACUGGAACUCCACCCAGUUCCUGGCCUGGCUCUACAACGACAGUCCAGUGAAGGAUGUCGUGGUUACCAAUGACAGGUGGGGUAAAGGCUGCUACUGCAAACAUGGAGGCUACUAUAACUGUGCUGACAGGUACACGCCUGGUAAACUUCCAGACCACAAAUGGGAGAAAUGCCAGUCCAUCGACACCCGUUCCUGGGGCUACCGAAGAGACAUGAAGCUAAGUGAAGUCAUGGACCUGCCGUCCAUCAUAAAGGACUUGGUAUAUGUGGUGGCAAUGGGUGGUAACUACCUGCUGAACAUUGGACCCAUGGCAGAUGGCAUGAUUGCCCCAGUGUUUGAGGAGAGGCUGAGGGGACUUGGUGCCUGGUUGGAGAUUAAUGGGGAGGCCAUCUACGCCUCCAGACCCUGGAGGGUCCAGACGGAGAACAGCACUGUCACUGUCUGGUACACCGCCAAAAACAAUACAGUUUACGCCAUAAUCCUCGGCUGGCCGUCCAAACAGCUGCUUCAGCUCACAGCACCAAGGACGUCUGGAGCCACAACAGUUACACUUAUGGACUAUCCUAACGUACCACUGAAGUGGGCACCAGUGACACCAGCAGCUGGACUGAUGAUUCUUAUGCCGUCUAUGCCAGUAUCUCCUGGAAAAGCCUGGGCUCUGAGACUGGAGGGAGUAGUGUAACGUCAGAGAGUUGUGACAAAGUCAAGUCAAAGGGCAUCUCUCGCACACUACAGUUUCUGUGUGUGCGUGUGUAUUUGUAAAUCAAGUGCUAUGGGCCUGAAGUGUCAAGGUCAAUUAUUAUUUACUGUGUGCACAGUAAUAUGAAAAGGGUGUGAAAAUGCAAAGCACCAUUUUCGGGUCAGUCACAGUGAGCCAUUUAACUCCCUCAGCUAUCUACUGUAAAGAUAUAUAAACACACACACACACUAUAUAUAAUCUCAAUCUGCCUUUGAGAAUUAGAAAUAUAUAUAUAUAUACUUACUGGGUCAGCUACACCGAAAUACGCAGUAACUGUUACGGACCAUUUUUAAUUUGAAGGCCUGACUUUUGGGGUGAAGAGCACCCAAGGGGAAAAAUACUUGCCUUAUUUUUAGAGGUAGUUGCAGACAAAGUUUCUUUGUGUAGCAGCUGGUACUUAAUCAUACAUGAGUUGGGUAUUUGGUUUUGCUUUAUAUCAUCAUAUGUUCAUAUUUUAGUUUGCUGCCUCUGUAUUUCCAGCAGCUUUAUGUUUUUGAGAGUCGGCGGCAGCGCCACACAUCUGUUUGUUACAGGUCGAAGGUGAAGUCAGGAAAUUAGGGACAUGUUGUGAAGAAGCUGUUAUGGAUCUCUGCAAUAUUUCUUUAGAGAACAUAUGUUGCCAAGUAGAAAUUGUGGACGUUCAAACACAUCAUGAACCCUUACCUCAUUUUGCUGACAUGUUCAGAUAAAAUAGGACAAUCAUGUUUGUUUUUAAAUGGUUGAAGCAAUUUAUUAGUUCAGUCAUUAAUUAAUUAAAUAAUUAAUGUAACCUAACUAUUCAUUAAAAAAAUA